This is a messenger RNA of Babjeviella inositovora NRRL Y-12698, 906 nucleotides long. Its product is annotated as thiosulfate sulfurtransferase. Gene Ontology annotation, biological process: transsulfuration. Gene Ontology annotation, cellular component: mitochondrion. The transcript has a single exon. The coding region runs from base 1 to 906 and encodes 301 amino acids. Gene Ontology annotation, molecular function: thiosulfate-cyanide sulfurtransferase activity. Lineage: Eukaryota; Fungi; Ascomycota; Pichiomycetes; Serinales. The record is from RefSeq and is a predicted model, not a curated record.
AUGACCAAGCGUUUCACUAGUGUUCUCUCUCCUUCGGCCUUCAGAGCCUUGGUGCAAGCCUCUACCCCUGAAUCACGGGUGAUCCCCGUCGACGCCACCUGGUACAUGCCUAACAGUCCGUCCAACGGGUACACAGAGUUCCAGAACGCCAGACUUCCAGGCUCUGUGUUUUUUGACAUUGAAAAGGUCAAGGAUGCCGAGUCCCCGUAUCCCCACAUGUUGCCGUCGGCCGAGGCCUUCAGCCGCGCCAUCUCCGAAUUGGGCAUCAGGCGCACCGAUAAGUUGGUAUUCUAUGAUAAGACUGGGGUCUUUUCAUCUCCGCGUGCCGCCUGGACGUUUGGAUUGUUUGGACACCCGGAAAUCUACAUCUUGAACCACUGGCCGUUCUAUGGAAAGUCGGGUUUCCCCGUAGACACCAACGCCGUGCAGAACCCCUCGGCGCUCGCGCCAAGCUUGUACGAGGCCAGUAAUUUCAGCAAGGGCGUCAUUUCGUACGAGGAGUUGUUGGAAUUGGUGAAAUCCGGUAAGUUGGCCGAGUACCAGUUGAUUGAUGCACGUUCCGCCGACCGGUUCACCGCCAAGGCACCAGAGCCGCGUCCGGAAUUGCCUUCCGGACACGUUCCAGGCGCCAAGUCGCUUCCCUUCCAGAAGGUGUGGAGUGCGGACGGGAGGUUCUUGGAGAAGCCCGAGAUGGUGGCGGUUUUAGACCAGGCAGGCAUUGUGGCUAACCAGAAGACGAUUGUGAUGUGCGGUUCUGGUGUCACCGCAUGUGUAUUGAAGACGGCAUUGGAUAUUGCAGGGUAUGGAAAGGAUUCCUCGGGGGAUGAAAUUGUGGUUUAUGACGGGAGUUGGUCGGAGUGGGCUGCGAGGGCACCUAAGGAGUAUAUUGCCAAGGGCAGUGCCUAA